AUGGCCACAGCAGCACCCCAGAAGACAGUCCCCCCGAGGGCACGACACGCUGCCAACAACUGCAAGUACGGCACCCCUCUCCCCAUCCUCUUCCCACAGCCCCAGUCCACCUCCACCUCCGUCCUGGCCUCUUACCUCCCCUCCUUCGCUGCCAAAGCAGAGCUACUCCAAGCAGUCGGCGACUAUGACCCAAUCACGCAGAGUGUAUGGGUAAUCGACCGAAAGGGCAUGGACUUGCUCUUCCAGAAAGGUUUCUUCGGAAAAGGUACCCUCUCGCGAUCAGAACCUUCGUGGCGAGAACGCCGGGUCGCGCUCUUAAAAGGAGGGGACGCUCUCGGUGCAGAGCAGAUGAGGGAAAAGAGGCGUCUGGAAAGGAAACAGUUCAAGCAGGACAGAGCUCAGGCAAUGUUGGACGCGGCAAAGAAGGCGGAAGCUAUCGUUGCAGCUGCCAAAGCCGGUGCGCCUGUGCCCUUGGAGCCUGAAGAGGAUGAGCAGGAGGAAGAUCUCGAAGGAGAUGUGUCUUUGGUGGUCGAUGCCAGUGAAGACGUAUCUCGACCCGCUUCGCCGUCGCCUUCGGUGGCUGCCACUACUACUACUAUAGACCAUACGAAUGUCACCGCGCAGACGUUCUUGGUCCGACCCACAAGACCAGAUGCCAACCGAAACAGAGGUAGAAACGCCUUCCGGCGGCGUCCUCCCCAAGCGCAGGCUCAAGCGCAAACCCCUGGCACAGCUGCUACCCCAGUCGCGCGCCCUCCCCCACCUCCUGUUGAAGAAGACGAUGAAGAAGAGGACGACUUCUUUGACGAGUCCCUAGUGGAGGAGAUGGAACAUCUUCAAUUGUCUGCGGAAGAAGCCAUCUUUUGCUCCCUUGCAAUUGGUGCUCUCAAAGUACGCGAUCCUUCAACGCAGGACAUACUUCCACCAGGCCCUGCUCUCCUGUCUCUUCUCCUCCCGCCACCCUCUCCGACACCAUUCCCUUCCUCAAUAGAAGAACACCGCAGUAUACUACUACCGGAUAACCCUGCUUUAGUGAGCUAUGUGGUCUAUCACCACUUUAGGUCUCUGGGAUGGGUAGUGAAGGAUGGUAUCAAGUUUUGCUGCGACUGGUUGUUGUAUCGUCGAGGCCCUGUCUUUUCUCAUUCAGCAUUUGCAUGUGUUGUCAUCCCAGUAUAUUCCGACCCGGAAGACCAAGCCAAGUCGCCAUAUGGUGAAGAAGAUUGGUAUGACGAACGCUUGAGCUGGAAAUGGAUGAACACAGUCAUUCGAGUCAACUCUCUCGUCCAAAAGAACGUCAUCGCCAUAUAUGUCACCAUCCCCUCCCUCUCCGAGUUUUCCACCACGAGCAAGUUGGCUGAUGGCACACUCGACCCAAAGAGGAACGAUCUGAAGGCUCUCUUGCAGAGAUACACUGUGCGAGAAGUCAGCUUGACACGGUUUGGAGCGACGAGGCGACGAGAUUGA
Messenger RNA from Cryptococcus wingfieldii CBS 7118, 1464 nucleotides. RefSeq names its product tRNA-intron endonuclease. Bases 1 to 1464 code for a protein of 487 amino acids. Gene Ontology annotation, cellular component: tRNA-intron endonuclease complex. The transcript is spliced from 4 exons. Gene Ontology annotation, biological process: tRNA-type intron splice site recognition and cleavage; tRNA splicing, via endonucleolytic cleavage and ligation. Lineage: Eukaryota; Fungi; Basidiomycota; Tremellomycetes; Tremellales; Cryptococcaceae. Gene Ontology annotation, molecular function: tRNA-intron lyase activity; nucleic acid binding. The record is from RefSeq and is a predicted model, not a curated record.